AUGACGAGCGUGAACGACGUGGCGAUAGAGGAGAUCAAGUCUUCAAGCAGCGGCAGCGGCCUUGAUGAGUGGAUCGAGAACCUGCGCAACGGCAAGCUGCUGAGCGAGCUGGAGCUCAAGCAAGUGUGUGAGAUGGUGAAGCUGCUGCUCAUCGAGGAGUCCAAUGUCCAGCCCGUGAGCAGUCCCGUGACUGUGUGCGGCGACAUCCACGGCCAGUUCUUCGACUUGCUGGAGCUCUUUCGCUGCGGUGGCGACAUCCGGGACACGAACUACAUUUUCAUGGGUGACUUUGUCGACCGAGGACACAACAGUGUGGAGACCUUUGAGCUCUUACUGUGCUUGAAAGUGCGGUACCCAGACCGCAUCACACUACUGCGUGGGAACCACGAAUGUCGACAGAUUACUCAGGUCUAUGGCUUCUAUGAAGAGUGCGUGCGCAAGUACGGCAAUGCCAACCCCUGGAAGUACUGCACGGACGUGUUUGACUACCUCAACUUGGCUGCGAUCAUUGACGGACGCGUGCUGUGUGUGCACGGCGGCUUGUCACCGGAGCUUCGCACGCUCGACCAGAUCCGGACAAUAGAGCGCCAGCAGGAGAUUCCGCACGAAGGAUCUUUCUGCGACCUCAUGUGGUCCGAUCCGGAAGAUAUCGAGACGUGGGCGAUGAGCCCGCGUGGUGCUGGCUACUUGUUUGGUGCUAAGGUCACACAAGAGUUCAACCAGAUUAACGGACUGGACCUUAUCUGUCGGGCGCAUCAGCUUGUGCAGGAAGGUUUCAAGUACAUGUUUGACAACAGUCUCGUGACGGUCUGGUCAGCACCCAACUAUUGCUACCGAUGCGGUAACGUGGCAGCCAUUCUGUCCUUUGACGAGAAUCUCGAGCGCGAUUUCAAGUUGUUUCGUGAGGUUGGUGAAUCAUCCGAUGGCUUUAAUCAGCGUGCGCUGGUGCCGUAUUUCCUGUAA
Molecule: messenger RNA, 963 nt
Organism: Peronospora matthiolae
Lineage: Eukaryota; Oomycota; Peronosporomycetes; Peronosporales; Peronosporaceae
Source: the annotation of a GenBank genome assembly